Molecule: messenger RNA, 5574 nt
Organism: Rasamsonia emersonii CBS 393.64
Lineage: Eukaryota; Fungi; Ascomycota; Eurotiomycetes; Eurotiales; Trichocomaceae
Product: Actin cytoskeleton organization and biogenesis protein
Exons: 5
Coding region: 1-5574 (1857 amino acids)
Biological process (GO): inositol phosphate biosynthetic process; inositol metabolic process
Cellular component (GO): cytosol
Molecular function (GO): inositol hexakisphosphate kinase activity; 5-diphosphoinositol pentakisphosphate 1-kinase activity; diphosphoinositol pentakisphosphate kinase activity
Source: RefSeq, a predicted model, not a curated record
AUGGCUACCGGCUCCAGCUCCAGCGGGACGUCAGAUCAAAACCUAUUCCCCCCUGCUAACAAUCAAACGCGGCCAGAUGCAUUGUUGGACCAGGGCAGCCGCGAGAGACAACAGCUCCAUUCCCCGACAAGCUUUGAACCGGAUAGCAAUGAGGAAGUUCAAAACGAGUCGAGACAAAAUAUCAGUGAGCCAUGCUGGCUGGAAUCAUCUUCAACAACAUCGGUAAAUGACUCUGUCGAAUAUUCACUUCAAUCCCCAAGACACAAUAGUAAUCUGCAUGACUCCGAACGACCUUCGUUUUCCUCACUUUACUCUCUCGGGUCAGGUAGUCAUACUGGCUCUCAUACGCCGCCCCAUGAUGCUGCCUCGCUUAAAAGUGGCACAGAUGACAGUGCGAAACCUGCUGCAUGUUCUUCCAAUAAUGGCUAUGUCCGAAUGGAGAACAAGUCUUCAGCUCUGUCUCCUGAAUCCUCUGCUGCUCGCCCAGCUUAUCCUGCUCCCAAUCCUACAAACGGCUCUAAUGGACCUCAUAUUUCACGAAGUGAAGCAACUUCUGAAGCACGGCAGACUAGUCGCAUAUCACGUUCCACCCGUUCAUCAAGUAGAGCACCGAGAAGAUUGAGUGGGAGUACAGCUGCUAGCUCUGCCAGCGAUAUGGAACCAAAACCGCCCUUUAUCGGGAGGAUCGGUGUUUGUGCUCUAGAUGUCAAAGCCCGCAGCAAACCGAGUCAAAAUAUCCUUACUCGUCUUCAAUCAAAAGGAGAUCUGGAAGUUAUUGUCUUCGGUGAUAAAGUCAUCCUGGAUGAAGCGGUAGAAAACUGGCCGAUAUGCGACUUUUUGAUAGCUUUCUUUUCCGAUGGGUUUCCUUUGGACAAAGCCAUUGCCUAUGCCAAACUACGAAAGCCGUUCUGCGUCAACGAUUUGCCCAUGCAGAAAGUUUUAUGGGAUCGCAGACUUUGUCUGAAAGUACUGGAUCAGAUGGGCGUUCCUACACCAAAGAGAAUUGAGGUAAACCGUGACGGUGGGCCGACUUUGGAAUCUCCUGAACUCGCACAACAUGUCUACAACUUAACCGGCGUGAAACUCGAGGGUCCUGAAGACGGAACUGGUGGAGGAGCUACCAAGACGCAGACGGUGUCACUUUCUGAUGAUGGAGAGGCGCUCAUUGUCGAUGGAAAGACAUUCAGAAAACCAUUCGUUGAAAAACCAGUUAACGGAGAAGACCAUAAUAUUCACAUCUACUUCCCGAAAGAUCAGCAGUACGGCGGUGGGGGAAGAAGGCUCUUUCGAAAAGUUGGAAAUAAGAGCUCCGAAUAUGAUCCCAAUCUUGUCGUGCCAAGAUCCGUGACCGAGAAAAAUACCAGCUACUUAUACGAACAGUUCCUGAGAGUUGAUAACGCGGAGGAUGUGAAGGCCUAUACAGUUGGUCCCGACUUUUGCCAUGCUGAAACACGCAAAUCACCUGUGGUUGAUGGAGUAGUGCGGCGAAACACACAUGGUAAGGAAUUAAGGUAUAUUACGAACCUCAGCAAAGAGGAAGCUGCUAUGGCCGCAAAGAUAUCAAAUGGAUUUGGCCAGAGGAUUUGUGGUUUCGACAUGCUUCGGGUAGGAGACAGAAGUUAUGUCAUUGACGUCAAUGGGUGGAGUUUUGUCAAGGACAAUAAUGAUUACUACGAUAAGUGUGCAAAGAUCCUUAGAGAGAUCUUCCUGAAUGAGAAGCGCAGAAGGGAUGGAUAUGGAUUGCCACAGCAAUUGGACCCUCCCUCGCCAGAUACGAGUUCUUCCAAGAGGAGUAAUACGGGCUCUCACAGAAAUGCAUUGAAGACCCUUCUAAAGUCCCCGAGCAUGUCGAGACUUCAUGGUACUCAACAUAAUCACAGAAGCCACGGAAUUGUGCCUCCAGAUACCGUCGUUGCCCAAGGAUCACUGACAUCACCAUCGGGAAGUGACAACGGCAAUUUCGCAAAAUCCUCAACAGCCUAUAGUCACAGAGAAGAGCUACCAACCCCGGCCAGUGUCAAUGUACCCAGUACCAAGUCGCCUGCUCUUUCGGUGUCAAACGAUGAAGGCAAUCCCCCUCCCCCAGCAUCCAAGCAUUCGUGGAAGUUGAAGGGCAUGGUAGCAGUCAUAAGGCAUGCAGAUCGUACUCCGAAACAAAAGUUCAAAUUUACCUUCCAUAGCCAGCCUUUUGUCGACUUAUUAAAAGGCCACCAGGAGGAAGUCGUUAUCAAGGGCGAGGCUGCCUUAGCAAGUGUCUCUCAUGCGGUCAAAGUCGCCAUGGACCAAGGACUGGAAGACAUGGAGAAGCUCAAGCUUCUUCGCACUUCCCUGGAGAGGAAAGGUAGUUGGCCUGGAACGAAGGUCCAGAUAAAACCAAUGUUUCGCAAGCGGAGACCUGAAGAAAUGCGCGAGGGGAUGUCUCAGACGAAUCCAUUGACAGGUUCUCUUCAGAGUGGUCCUGAAGAGCCCAUUUCGCCUGGGAACGAUGCUUCUCCCGAUAACGAGAACUUAACUCGCUCGCAAACAAGAAGUGACUCCAUUUCUGGUGCCACUUUUUCCCGGUUUUCAGCUGUUGAGAAUGAUCUCAUUCUAGACAAACUCCAGCUCGUUAUCAAAUGGGGAGGGGAGCCUACCCAUGCUGCUCGUUAUCAAUCUCAAGAUCUUGGUUUGAAUAUGAGGGACGAUUUGAAAUUGAUGAACAAAGAAGCUCUUAACGAUGUUCGGAUAUUUACCAGUUCGGAGCGCAGAGUUAGCACCAGCGCCCAAAUCUGGGCUUGUGCAUUCCUUGACGAAAAGGAACUUCCUGAUGACUUCAUACAAGUACGAAAGGAUCUCCUUGAUGAUUCAAAUGCUGCCAAGGAUGUCAUGGACAAGGUUAAGAAGAAGUUGAAACUUCUUCUCAGAGAAGGGUCUGCUCCUUCACAAUUUACCUGGCCGAAAGAUAAUUUUCCAGAACCCUCGGUUGUUCUUGCGACGGUUGUGGAAUUGAUGAAGUUCCACAGAAAGGUCAUGCGUCACAACUUCAAGAAGCUUUCCCGCUCCCAAAGUCUGCUCCAACAAGCUGCAAGGGCAACAGAGAAUGCUUCUGCACAGCAUCAGCCAAAAGUCUAUGACAAUUCUGCAUUGGCAGCUAUUCAGGGACGCUGGUGUGCAGGUGAGGACCCUAAUUUAUUCAAAGAGAGAUGGGAGAAACUCUUUGCGGAGUUUUGCGAUACGGAAAAAGUCGACCCUAGCAAGCUCUCGGAGCUUUAUGAUAGUAUGAAGUUCGAUGCUCUUCAUAAUCGACAAUUCUUGGAAUGGGUCUUCACACCUCCGGACGACUUCGAUGACAGCAAUAGCGGGAUCGAACAGUAUGACUCUCUCCAAAACGGCGAAGAGGGCGACAGAGGCAAGGCUGAGGAAAGAGCUGACAACAACACCUUUGCACAUCGAUUCGGGCUGAAGAGAAGGGCGCAGACAGUUUUGGAGUCAAUGCAGCAAUUCGGAAGUCUAGAGGACGCUUAUGAUCAUUACUUCAAGCUGCAAAGCAGUCCCAGCUCGAGACAGACGAAUGCGAAUGAACGGCUGUCGAAACUCAGAGAAUUGUAUAAACUAGCGAAAGUUCUUUUCGACUAUAUCACACCACAAGAAUACGGAAUCACGGACAGUGAAAAACUAGAAAUCGGACUUCUGACAUCUUUGCCAUUGCUUCAGGAGAUUGUUCGGGACCUGGAGGAAGUCCAGGCCUCGCCAAAUGCUAAAUCAUUUUUCUACUUCACAAAGGAAUCACACAUAUACACCUUACUGAAUUGCAUUCUCGAAGGUGGAAUUCAGACCAAAAUUGCGAGGAGUGCGAUUCCGGAGUUGGACUACCUGUCCCAGAUCUGCUUUGAGCUUUACGAGGCUAAGGACAGUGAGACUGACACAUUUUCAUACUCAAUUCGCAUUUCCAUUAGUCCUGGCUGCCAUACGUUCGAUCCGCUCGACGUGCAGCUCGACUCGAGGCAUGCACUUGGAUGCGCUCCUCGCAGAAGUCUGACGGCGCAUCAGGACUGGAAAGAAGUCAUUGAAACUCUCAAGGCAAAAUUCGACACUGUGAAACUCCCUAAAACGUUCAUCGCUGUGAACUUGAGUGAUAAGCAUGCCGCCAACAGAAUAGAAUCCCUCACAAUCUUUGUGACCAUCUUGAUGCCUGAAAUUCCGGGCUUCGUGGAUGGCAAGGAGAUCCGGCUGGAAGUAACUGAUGGAAAUCUCCAAUGGCACGAUGUUCAAAGACUUGAACAAGGUUCGAUUGAUGCCAGCGAGAUAAUCUGUGUCCUGCCACACCGUUCAAAUCAGAAUGGUGGCUUUGAAAUCCUAUUCGUCCACACAUUAUCCCAGCUACCCAAAACGGCACCAGAAAAUGAAUCGCCACGUCUAGGAACUUUAUGGGCCUCAGAUUUACCGCACUCCCUGUUGUCCCAACACCUUUGCGUUGACAUACCAAAUCACCUAAAACUGCCUUGUUCAGACGGGGAGGCGAACAUCCACAUUAUAAUAUCUAUACUUUCAGGGACAAGGCAGGCAAAGAGCUUCUUCCAAAAUGUCUUUGAGCCCUUCCUGUCUCAUCUGGGUGCGAUCAACUAUCAAGUUCACGAGACAAAAUCAGAACAAACUAUUCUUGAAUUGGCUCGUUCAUUAUUUCUUCCUCGAGCUAGAAAGGGAAUACCACAAACAAUUGUAUUGUUAUCUGGGGAUGGAGGACUCGUUGAUCUCAUCAGAGUCUUCUUUACUGAGAACGAGGCAGCGCCCAUUGAGAAUCCAAGCAUUGCAUUAAUACCUUUGGGAACGGGUAAUGCGAUGGCGAAUUCCAUUGGCCUUCUUUCACGCCAAACGUUUGGACUUGAGACAUUGUUGCAUGGUGUACCUCGACCACUGCCAACAUUUGUGGCUACAUUCUCUCCACAGGCCAAAUAUGUUACGAACGAAGGCCGGGGACGAGAGGAGAUAGGAACUGCUUCAUCAGAUCCUUGGGGGGCCAAAAUUUACGGCGCAGUGGUCGCCAGCUGGGGACUCCACGCAUCCCUAGUUGCAGACAGCGAUACAGUCGAGUAUCGUAAAUUUGGACCCGACAGGUUCAAGAUGGCAGCUCAGGAGCUCUUAUUCCCUUCUGAUGGUACUGAGACCCAUCGGUAUAAGGGGACCAUCAAGCUUACCACCAGGAAUGGGCCGGGUGGCGAAGGACAUACAAGAACACUUGGCACAACGGAUCACAUGUACGUACUGACUACUUUGGUAUCAAAGUUGGAGAAAGGAUUUACGAUAUCACCGGAGUCCUCACCCUUGGAUGGUCGCCUACGCGUCGUUUAUUUCGCAUCAAUGCCUCCGAGAGAGGCAAUGGAUCUAAUGGCUCUAGCUUACCAAGGCGGUCGUCAUGUGUACCAGGAUGUUGUUACUUACGAGGAGAUCGAGAGCAUCAAAAUUGAUUUUGAUGAAGAGGAUGAGAGAUGGAGACGCGUUUGUAUCGACGGCAAGGUGAUCAUGGUGGAACAAGGGGGCUGGGUUGAGGUGCGCAAGGAAACUAAAGAAGUGUUAAAUCUAAUUGUUCCUCUAUAA